Gaeumannomyces tritici R3-111a-1 is the source of this 1688-nucleotide messenger RNA. Its product is annotated as DNA-repair protein rad2. Gene Ontology annotation, cellular component: nucleus; cytoplasm. Gene Ontology annotation, molecular function: 5'-3' exonuclease activity; 5'-flap endonuclease activity; DNA binding. Bases 147 to 1331 code for a protein of 394 amino acids. NCBI's taxonomy places the organism in Eukaryota, Fungi, Ascomycota, Sordariomycetes, Magnaporthales, Magnaporthaceae. The record is from RefSeq and is a predicted model, not a curated record. The transcript is spliced from 4 exons.
UCACGAUCCGCUUGCACACCCUCAACUCCCACGAAUGACCAGAAACCGGAUAUACAGAAAGUCUCGCAACAAUCGCGGAGAUCCGCCGUGCAUAGUUCCCGCUGACUUAUCUUGCUUUGGACUCGGCCUGACCACCUCCUAGCAAUAUGGGUAUUAAGCAACUCUUCAGCAUCAUCAAGGAGAAUGCUCCGGAUGCGGUCAAAUCGGGAGAAAUCAAGAACCACUUUGGCCGCAAAGUCGCCAUUGAUGCAUCCAUGAGCAUAUAUUCGUUCCUGAUCGCGGUCAGGUCAAAUGGCGAGGUUCUGACGAACGAGGACGGGCAGACGACGUCGCACCUAAUGGGCAUGUUUUACCGCACGCUCCGCAUGGUCGACAACGGUAUCAAGCCGCUCUACGUCUUCGACGGCGCCCCGCCAAAGCUCAAGUCGGGAGAGCUCGCACGGCGAUACCAGCGCAAGCAGGAGGCGCUCGAGGGCCUCGAGGAGGCGCGCGAGACGGGCACGGCCGAGGAAGUCGAGAAGUUCUCGCGCCGCACCGUCCACGUCACCCGCGAGCACAACGAGGAGUGCCGGCGCCUCCUCAAGCUCAUGGGCAUCCCCUACAUCGUCGCGCCCACCGAGGCCGAGGCCCAAUGCGCCGCCCUCGCCCGCGCCGGCAAGGUGUUUGCUGCCGCCAGCGAGGACAUGGACACGCUGUGCUUUGACUCGCCCGUCCUUCUGCGCCACCUGACAUUUUCGGAGCAGCGCAAGGAGCCCAUCCUGGAGAUCCACGUCGACAAGGUGCUCGAGGGCCUGAACAUGGAGCGGAAACAGUUUGUCGACCUAUGUAUUCUCCUCGGCUGCGACUACCUCGACCCGAUUCCCAAAGUUGGACCGACUACGGCUCUGAAGCUGAUCCGCGAGCACGGUUCACUGGAGACGAUUGUGGAAAAGAUGAAGAAGGGUGACCUCAAGUACACGGUGCCAGACGACUGGCCAUUUGAGGAUGCCAGGGACCUCUUCUUCAACCCGGACGUUCGGCCGGCUGACCACCCGGAUUGCGACUUCAAGUGGGAGAAGCCCGAUAUCGAUGGCCUGAUCAAUUUCCUGGUGACGGAGAAGGGCUUUUCCGAGGACCGGGUCCGUUCAGGUGCCGCGCGCCUCGAGAAGAAUCUCAAGACGUCACAACAGCAGCGGCUCGAGGGCUUCUUCAAGCCCGUCGCGCGUACAGAGGAGCAGCAAAAGGAGCACAAGCGCAAGCUCGAAGUCAAGGCAGAGGAGACGAAGAAGAGGAUCAAGGCCGAGAAGAAGGAGAAAGCAAAGGCAAAGGCCAAACCCCGUGGAGGCGCAUGAAGCAGCUACCACUCUCAUGCGCGAAUCACUUCCAAGAAGGCUUGGGUGUGCACGGGAAAGCUGGGGACCCUACUUGGGACAUGAUGUUUGGUGCAGACGAAUACACUGAAUGUAUGGCGAAAUGCUGGAGGCGUUUUGGGAGUUUUGGGAAAAUCGUGGGGAGCUCAUGGAAGGGUUCUGACCACUGUCGGCUCCUUGUAUUGCAAUUGCAUGUUAAUAGACCUGUGCUGAUGUUUUGUUCAGACUUCUCUGAGUGUCAUAGGGCGUCAAUUUCGAUGUUGCGGUACCGCGUGCCUGACCUCAUCAGUUUCCCUCGUUCGCGUAUCCCCUUUGUCCCACUUUUGGGAUGUCGCUUGG